AUGUCAGGGAAGGAACUCCUCAAGAAGAGGCGAAAGCUGCGAAAUCGCUACAAAAACCACUUUCUGUUGGACUUUGACAACGUUGAAGCAUCUGCCUUGACAAGUGGCAAAGUCAUGGAUGCCCAUGCUGGUGAUCCUGCCGUUUUUGCUCUCUUGGCUACAGAGGCCGCCAGCACAGUUCAUGCGACGAAGCGGAAGGAGACAGCUGCUGCUCCGCCUGUGACCUCAGCACCCCCACCCCUCAUUCCACGCACCGACUUCUCGCCAUUGCCCACCUCGGCUGCAGAUCGCCCACGCGUUAAUGAUGCCUCUCUUCGGCUACAAGAGCAGCAGCAGCAGAACUGUGUUACCACAACUGCCGGCAACCAAACUGUGAAACAGGAUGUCAUGUUGACUAGUGCCAACAAUGCACCGAUUGAGACAGUGAAGGUAAAAGUCGAUCUGCGAGCCCCCCUUUAGAUUUCCGCCACCCUAACCACCACCACCACCACCACCACCACCACCACCACCACCACCACCACCACCACCAUCACCACCACCACCACAAAUGCGGGGUCGUUUAGUAGUUGAACUGAUGGACUUUCGAGCAUAAUGACUAUUUAGCGAUUGGAGACGCUGAAAUGCCAAUGUUUGCACACAGUUACUUUCAUGGAGAUUUCCUAAAAUAUCUUUAAGGGACACAUUGCUUGAAAUUUUAAUUUAGACAUGCUACUCCUUAAAUAUUUGGAUAAAAUUAUCAAUAAUGUUGAAAUCAUAAUGUGCACCUUUUGCCUGAUUGUUUUCUCAUUCCGAGUGGUUAAACUUCGCCGCGACGUAGCCCAUAACGUCAAAACCUGGUCAGUGUUCUCAACAAACAGGGUAUAAUUAUUUUUGAACAGGCCAAAUAAAUUUAUCCUACAGUUCGCGUUUUCUGCCUGGUACCGACCCCGUGGCUCAGUGCAAAACAGAACUCCGGAGUUUGUCUUCGCUACCUUCCCACUUGACUGCCCAUGCCGGUUAGCCAAUGAAACCAUACCCUUUUAGCUGGUAGUUAGUCGCCCUUAGGGCCAGAAGUUGUCGGCCAUCACUGGUUCACAAACAAGAUUUGCCUUAUCCCUAAAAGUGAUCGCAGGCAGAAAGCCCCAGGAUUAUUUUCUUAAAAGGGGAGGCCUUGUGCUUUUGCCUACUAUGUAAUUCAUAUGGGCUUUUCGAGGCUUUAUCGGAUGCCUAUUGUUUAGCCGUUUUGGAUGCUUAAUGCACGUCCUUGUGUUGUUUGCCGUGUGGUCUUAUGCAAAGACGAACGUAUUUUCUGCUUUGUGAAUAUUUGGACAGAAAAUUUCAGUACAGCUGCCGUUGUAUGCCGCCCCACAGGUGUCAGCAAGUGUCGUUAGGUGGCGGUGAAAGCUAAAAAGUGUUGAUCUAGAAAUAGAUUUGCGCUAAAAGUCACUUAUGUAGUCGUAGAAGUCUCUCUAAACCGCACUGCAAGUUUUUGUACCUUCGUUCUUUAACAUAUAGGUUAUUUGUGCGCUUUGGGGCACCUUUUUGAAAAACUGACCUCGAGAUGCUUGAAACAAACGUACGGUUCCUCAUAAAUACUCGGGACACUUUCCUAGUCCUCCAUCAAACACUAAUUUGUUAUAACCGGCUCCGCUUGUCCCUUUUGUCCCUUCGUCCUCUUCGUUGCCAACAGCGGCAGGAUGCCAAUGUUGUAAUCACAGGAACCUUUGUUGGAGGCAACACUAACAAUUGCGGCCGUUCUGCUCCUCCGGCCGGUAUCGACCCCACCAGCAUCAGUCUGUCUGGCUGGAGCGAAGACGCUGCCUCUCUGGGUACGCUAGACCGGCUAGUGGCCCGAGGCCUGAAUGGAGGCCGUCAGGCCUGCGGCAGCGCCUCCCCUGAGACCGCAGGACGCGGCGAUUACUGUGGCACCGGCGCAGGCGUAGGCACCACGAUUGCUGCGGACACUGGCAGAAUUGUGACCCAACUGUGCGGGGAGACCCUCUCGAACGGCACUGACAUACCUGUUAACUCUGACGGUGGCGGCGCCCGAACUGCUGAGACUGAAACUGGUCGUUCAUACACUUCCUCCCUCCUCACUACAUUGGGUGGUGGUGGCGGCGUCGGAGGAGGAGGAGGCGCCAGUCUGCGCGGUACUCGUGGCCUCAGUACCAGCAGGACGGGGCAGAUCAGCAGCAGUGGUAUUGUCGGUGAUGGCAGCAGUCUCAGUGGUGGCAGUGCGACUGGUCUGAUCCUCCAGCACCUGCAUUUGCCCCAACGGAAUAUAGAGGUGAGAUUGUUAUUUUUUCCAAACUCCCUAGUGGCCUCAUUUCUUAAGCACUUGUUUCUGUGUUUGCCGAAAUUUGCAGACUGCUGAUUGUGUCAGAAAGGCACUUGUACACAUAAAUGUCCCUCUUACCUUCUUGCCUGUUGCUGAGAAUGGUAAGUUAAAAGACACGUGCAGUUACCUCCAGUCUUGCGCCGUCGGUCGAUGAUUAACUAACACGCCUUAUAACUGUCGCAUGUUUUGUUGCUGCCACUACCUCUGACGAUGGACACCUGCACAAGUUCGAAAGCUCAGAACAAUAAACAGAAUCAAUAGUAGUGAAAAUGCCGAAUAAACAGAAUGUUCUAGCGCUCGGCAACCUUUCUAUUUCACUUAUUGGGGUUGUCCUUAGGAUAGCACAGCUGUUCGUUAGACUCGCAUCGGCUCUUGAAUCUUAAACCUUGUAUCAGAUACGGUCUCGCAGAUUUAUACUCUACGAGGAAUUUUCGCAUACCAACAGUCUUAUUUCGUGACUGCUCUGGUUACUUCUUAUUUCACGAAACUGCGCUUUGCCCACUGUAUACGUCUACUGUAGGUUAAGAAACUGACUAGCAAGAAAUAAAAGCUCAAGUAAAUUCCUGAACGGGAGCACCCUGUCUCUUGGAUAGCAUUCUACCGAUGACUUAUGUAAUUGUAUCCAACUAAAAAAUCACCCCAUGAGUAACGUAUACAUGCUCGUUGAUUUUCCUUUCUCCUCUAAACUCACUUUUAUUUUGUGGGAAGGGUGCGCAAAUUUUUCAGCCCAUUUUGUAGGGAAAUAACUUUUGCAAUUUUGUGCUUGAGGGGAGUAUUUCGGGGUUUUUUUUAAAAAAUCACUAAUUCGCAUAAGUCCGGAAACAGCCUACGUUUUUAUUCGCUCUUAAAGUCCUUGAACUGCGUGCCAUGCAUAUCUGAUGCACAUUUGCAUAACCCCACACGUUUCCAUAAGGAGGCAUCCUGGUGUUCACAUGCAUUCGCAAUAAAUUUGCCCACUUUGGAUAUCUUGUGAGCAUCAAUGGUAGAAUCCAGAACAGCAGCGCUACAUGAUUACUCACGCAAGCGCCUAUAAAAUUAUCCUAAUUAUAACAUAUUUCUUUGAAAACCGAAAGGCUCUCAUCAAGUAUAAAGUCGAAAAGAUAUGUACUUUUAUGUAAAGUGAAUAAAAAUGAUUUUUUGCACUCUUCACAAGAUAGGGUUAAAGUUAUGCGUUUGCCGACAACC
Molecule: messenger RNA, 3502 nt
Organism: Spirometra erinaceieuropaei
Lineage: Eukaryota; Metazoa; Platyhelminthes; Cestoda; Diphyllobothriidea; Diphyllobothriidae
Source: the annotation of a GenBank genome assembly